Messenger RNA from Anastrepha obliqua, 585 nucleotides. It is a transcript of the gene RpI12, whose product is annotated as DNA-directed RNA polymerase I subunit RPA12. Lineage: Eukaryota; Metazoa; Arthropoda; Insecta; Diptera; Tephritidae. The record is from RefSeq and is a predicted model, not a curated record. Gene Ontology annotation, molecular function: nucleic acid binding; zinc ion binding; DNA-directed RNA polymerase activity. Gene Ontology annotation, biological process: termination of RNA polymerase I transcription; DNA-templated transcription. The transcript has 3 exons. Gene Ontology annotation, cellular component: RNA polymerase I complex. Bases 87 to 449 code for a protein of 120 amino acids.
GAACAAGCAGUCAAAGUUUCACGUGUGUUUACAAACCAUUGUUGUCUGUGUUGGAUAAUAGUAUUUGGGUCUAUCAAAGUAAAAGUAUGGAAACGUUCAACUCACAACCCGGAUUUUGUCCAGUAUGUGGGUCCAUCCUUCCACCUUUAAAUACAGCGGGGAAUGUUGCUUGCUAUAACUGCAAAAAAGAAUUUCCUCCAGAUGUUUUUGGAGCACAAGAAGUUGAAUUUAUCAUACACUUCAAUAAUUACGAUCCUGAAAAGGUAUUUGGCAAAACUAAAAGUAGUUCGGAUGAUGAAGCAGAUGGACCUGUGGUUGAACGCAAAUGCUCAAAAUGUGGUCACAUGCAAAUGUCUUACGCUACGUUACAACUUCGUUCUGCCGAUGAGGGGCAAACCGUGUUCUUCACAUGUCUCAAAUGCAAGUUUAAGGAAUCGGAAAACUCAUAAGCAGAAUAAUGUUUCUACUCCCAGUUUUAAAAGCCUAUCAGUUGAUUUUUUAUUUUCACGUGCAAUACAUGUACGUUAUUAUUUGAUAUUAAAAGCUACGAUUAAUAAUUUCAAUAUAUCAUUAAUUGGCAGGCCA